Molecule: messenger RNA, 2247 nt
Organism: Penicillium angulare
Lineage: Eukaryota; Fungi; Ascomycota; Eurotiomycetes; Eurotiales; Aspergillaceae
Exons: 5
Coding region: 1-2247 (748 amino acids)
Biological process (GO): positive regulation of transcription by RNA polymerase II
Cellular component (GO): nucleus
Molecular function (GO): transcription cis-regulatory region binding; DNA-binding transcription factor activity
Source: RefSeq, a predicted model, not a curated record
AUGUGCCUGCUACGCCCGGCAUGCGCUCUAGAACUGGCUGGCGACGAACAAAAACCAGAAUGCUCACAAUGUCGCAAGGGCGGUCGAGAGUGUCGACCUAGCGAAGGCAUCGUCUUUCGUCAUCAACAGAACGCGUCCAUGAAUAAGGAAGGCGAGCCGACACCUGAAGGUCGUGGUAAUCUGAAAGGUUUCUAUUCGUACAAGAACACAUUCGAUAAAGAUAGUGUGUGGUUAGACAUUCCAAAACAUGUUAUCUUCGUUGACAACUCCGACCCGUAUGCCGAUGACAUCGAGACAUCGCUAGCCGAGUCCAGUGCGAUGGCUCUGGCUCAUUCGCAAAAUCAAAUAUGGGGCAGUGUAUCAAGGACAAGCGAUGCAGAAACACAUGGCUUGGAAGCUUUGUCGGCGGUCGCAAGCAAUGAUCGCUACCCAUAUUCUCCUUUGGACCAUGCCUCCGUUUCCGAUACCGUCUCUUACCCUUCUCCAAGUCGAUCACGAGGCAGUGCUAUGCCACCUCUCACCUCCCCCUCCAUGUCCCUGUCGGCCAGCAGUAACAACACCAACAUCAACUUCCUCCUAAACCCAUCCCACUCCUUGUCUCCAUCGGUCGACUCGACAACUCUCCAAACUCCAGACCAAAGGAGUGCAUCUCUCCCCUCACGACCCGCAGCAGCCCGGUUGCCAGUAGAACACAGAGUAGAAAGUAAUGCUGAGACAGACCUUGAAGUGGCAUUCUUGCUGCGUCACUACUCAGAAGGACCAGGCUUAUGGAUGGACCUAUUCGACCUUGGCACGUAUUUCGCAUCCUAUGUCCCCGUGAGAGCAAUGUCGAACCCACUCCUCAAGUAUGCCGCCUGCGCAUACGCUGCAAAGCAAUUAGGUCGUGUCAAAGGUGCUAAAGCAAAGAUGGGCGGAGUCUGUUCUCGACAGGCCGCCAUGGAAAUCUGGCCUGGCAAAGACGACGACUUCCUCUGGCAUGGGGCGAAGUAUUAUGAAAAGGCCAUUCAGUUGCUAAUGAAAGAGUUGCAACCCGAUACAGAGGGUCCGCCUCCUUUGAGCACACCCGAAGCUUUUGGGCAGUGGCAGGCUGCUGAGCUUUGUGGAGAUGGAGAAAAUCCUCGCAAAAGACGGAGGAGAUUAUCAAAUAGUCGGCUAUCGCGGGGUGUUCAUUCGGAUGAGGUAUUAGCGGCGACUGCUAUUUUAUCGGUGUAUGAAUUUCUUGAUGCGACUGGACCGGCAUGGAAUCGUCAUUUAAGCGGCGUAAAAUCAUUGCUUGACGUAGCGGAGGUCGGAAUAAUGCCGUUGGAAUCGUCUUCUUCAGAUGGGGACAGUCCGUAUCAGACAAUGAGGAAAUCUGCUCUUUCGAAAGCUCGGAGGGCGGCGUUCUGGAAUUUCGCACGGCAGGAUUAUCUGGCAGCUUUCAUCAAUGAGUGCCAUACAAGGCUGAACACCGAGGAUUUGGUCCUUUGGACCGAAGCGGGAUUGCGGCUCGAUAGCAUGGGAUUUGUUCGUCCCAGUAACACAGCAGCAACAGGAUACCCAGACAAUGACGAUUUCAUGAAAGAAGACACCAUCUGCAACGCUUUGGUGUGGAUUAUCUCAAAGAUCGUCAACUUCAUUAGCUCCGGAGAUAAUUUGAACUCGAGCGAUAACCAAUCCAUGGAUAGCGGACCCCUUGGAAUUUCCCAGCAGGUACUUCUUGAGCGAUGGUACCGGCUUGAAGCCGAACUAGACGUUUGGUAUCGAGGACUACCAGGCACAUUUCAAGCGUGUGCAAGGGUUGAUGCCUCAAAGAGGUCACAUUGCAACUCGCUGGAAGAAGCCAAAGACUUGGUCACUCUGCAAGAAGUGUGGCAUAGCAUCCCCAUGUGUGCCUCAAGUAUGCAGCAUUACCACAUGGCACGCAUCAUGCUGUUGAUUAACAAACCUCAUGAUACCACUAGCCGACGAAACACGAUCACGUUGCGACUCCAGUCAUAUCGUUCCAUCGAAGCCGAAAUCGGUUUUCAUAGCCGUGAGAUUGUUGGCAUAGCUCUGUCUCGUCCUGAUGGGAGUGUUCGUAUCAAUUCGUUACAGCCUCUCUUUGUUAGUGGACAAUGUCUGACUGAUCCGCGGGAACGUCGAGUUAAUGUGCGGUUGCUGCGAGCCGUUGAAGCGGAUCUGGGUUGGGCGACUGAGUACCGAGUUCAACAGUUGCUCAAGGAAUGGAACUGGGAUGAGAGCUCCCUUUAUUUGUCAGGCAGUUGA